CAGUGUAGAGAGGGGGCGUGGUCUGCGGCAAACGAUCAGGCAUCGAGCUGCGGUUCUGGAGGAGAGCAGCAGAGAGACACAUCCAUCCAUCAAACCAAACACCAUUUAUCGCUGUCUGUAGUCCGUGCUGCGAUGUUGAUCCUGGACGUGUUCUCCCCGCUCCUCCUACUCCUCCUCUUCCUGUUGCCGCGCUACAGUUGCCGGGCGGCGGACAUUCCGGAGGACACGACAGCAGAGUUCUCAGUCAGACUGUACCACCGGCUGCAGGCGGCCGGGGACCAGGACAACAUCGUCUUCUCCCCGCUCAGCGUGGCUCUGGCCCUAGGCAUGGUGGAGCUGGGGGCCCGGGGGGCCUCGCUGGAGGAGAUCCGCCAGGCGGUGGGCUUCAGUCAUCUGCUGCCAGGCGUGGAGUUCUCUUUGCUGCAGAACCUGACGGCGGCGCUGUCUGAAGACAACGCCCACUACGUGAUCCGGUUCGCCAACAGCCUCCUCCUGCAGGAAGGCAUCACCUUCAACCCCGAGUUCCUGCAUCUGAUGAAGAAGUACUUCCAGGCUGACGUGGAGACCGUGGACUUCAGCGAAUCAGCUGCCGUGGCCGAUCAAAUCAACACCUGGGUGGAGAAUCACACCGAGAGUAAGAUCCAUGAUCUUUUCUCAGCCGAUGACUUCAGCAGCGUGACCCGCCUGACGCUGGUGAACGCCGUCUACUUCAGGGGCUCCUGGAAAAACCAGUUCAGGCCAGAAAACACCAGGACCUUCUCCUUCAGCCGAGACGACGGCUCCGAGGUCCAGACGCUCAUGAUGUACCAGCAGGGAGACUUCUACUACGGUGAGUUCAGCGACGGCUCCCAGGAGGCUGGCGGUGUGUACCAGGUGCUGGAGAUGCCGUACGAGGGCGAGGACAUGUCCAUGUUGAUCGUUCUGCCGCGGCAGGAAGUGCCUCUGGCCUCGCUGGAGCCCAUCUUCAAAGCAGCGCUGCUGGAGGAGUGGGCCAACAACGUCAAGCGGCAGAAGGUGGAGGUCUACAUGCCCAGGUUCAAAGUGGAGCAGAAGAUCGACCUGAGGAGCACGCUGCAGGAUCUAGGAAUAAAAAACAUCUUCACCAACGAUGCUGAUCUCUCCGCCAUGACAGAUGGUAAGGACCUGCACAUUGGGAAGGCGGUGCAGAAGGCGUACCUGGAGGUGACGGAGGAGGGAGCAGAAGGAGCCGUUGGAUCAGGAAUGAUCGCCCUCACCCGGACUCUGGUGUUGUACCCGCAGGUCAUGGCCGAUCAUCCGUUCUUCUUCGUCAUUAGAAACCGGAGGACAGGGACCAUCCUCUUCAUGGGCAGGGUCAUGACCCCCGAGGUCGUUGACCCAAACGACCAGGACUUUGACUCCAUGUAAAAGA
Messenger RNA from Notothenia coriiceps (black rockcod), 1390 nucleotides. RefSeq names its product serpin peptidase inhibitor, clade I (neuroserpin), member 1 (gene serpini1). Gene Ontology annotation, biological process: negative regulation of endopeptidase activity. Gene Ontology annotation, molecular function: serine-type endopeptidase inhibitor activity. Lineage: Eukaryota; Metazoa; Chordata; Actinopteri; Perciformes; Nototheniidae. The transcript has 9 exons. The record is from RefSeq and is a predicted model, not a curated record. Bases 133 to 1386 code for a protein of 417 amino acids.